This is a messenger RNA of Vigna angularis (adzuki bean), 1557 nucleotides long. RefSeq lists its product as uncharacterized. Gene Ontology annotation, cellular component: Golgi apparatus. Bases 285 to 1424 code for a protein of 379 amino acids. The record is from RefSeq and is a predicted model, not a curated record. Gene Ontology annotation, molecular function: UDP-xylose transmembrane transporter activity; antiporter activity. Lineage: Eukaryota; Viridiplantae; Streptophyta; Magnoliopsida; Fabales; Fabaceae. The transcript is spliced from 7 exons.
AAUUCCUUUCACUUUUCUUUUGUCUUUUUCUUUUUCCUUCAUGCAGUUCAUUUUUCAUUUCAGAAACCCCUCCUUCAACCAUGUAAAUUUUCUGUCUUUUGCAUUUUAAGCAACCUGGCCUAUUAAUUCGUAUCUGUAUCAUCACCCUUUUCUCUCUGCCUUUCUGUUUUGGCUUCUCCAUGUAAUUGGUAUAGAUAUAAUGAUAGAAAUGCAUGUGUUUUUCAAAGGGUGCCUUGCAUUUUCAUGGCAUGUGUGAUCCAAAUCCAUGAAUAGGCCACUUAGUAAUGGAGCUUUUGGGUUCACUGUGGAGAGGAGGACGAAGGUUUAUUAAAAGGAAAGACAGUGAUGCUGGUGAUACAGGUAAAGCACUGGAAGAACUCAGAGCUUCACUCUACAAUGAGAUCCGAACCUCAGAAGGAGCAAAGCGACAACAGCAAAAAUAUUGUGGACCAGUGGUGGCACUGUCCUUCAACUUUAUGGUUGCUGUCGGAAUUAUCAUGGCAAACAAAUUGGUGAUGGGUAAAGUUGGCUUCAACUUCCCAAUUUUUCUCACAUUUGUACACUACAUCACUGCAUGGCUUCUGCUUGCCAUUUUCAAGACACUCUCAGUGCUUCCUGUGUCUCCUCCAUCCAAAACAACUCCAUUCUCUUCUUUAUUUGCACUUGGUGCUGUCAUGGCCUUUGCCUCUGGCCUUGCAAACACUAGCCUCCAGUAUAACAGUGUUGGUUUCUACCAAAUGGCUAAGAUUGCUGUCACCCCUACAAUUGUUCUUGCGGAGUUCAUUCUUUUUAGAAAAACCAUUUCUUUUACAAAGGUUUUGGCUUUGGCUGUCGUGUCAGCAGGUGUAGCAGUUGCAACUGUUACAGAUUUAGAGUUCAAUUUAUUUGGUGCUCUAAUUGCAAUUGCAUGGAUAAUCCCAAGUGCCAUAAACAAAAUUUUGUGGUCUACUUUACAACAGCAGGGCAACUGGACAGCUCUGGCGUUGAUGUGGAAGACAACCCCAGUCACAAUUUUCUUCCUUGGGGCAUUGAUGCCCUGGAUAGAUCCACCAGGAGUCCUAUCCUUCAAGUGGGAUGUGAACAAUUCAACUGCUGUUUUAGUAUCUGCUCUCCUUGGUUUUCUCUUGCAAUGGUCAGGGGCAUUAGCAUUGGGGGCCACUUCUGCCACAACUCAUGUUGUUUUAGGACAGUUUAAGACCUGUGUGAUUGUGUUGGGAGGGUUCAUAUUAUUCAAGUCAGAUCCUGGGGUUGUGAGCAUUGGUGGUGCUGUUGUUGCUCUCUCUGGGAUGUCAGUCUACACAUCAUUGAAUUUGCAAGGGUCUCAGGAAAAUAUGCAACAAAGUUUGCCUUCACCGAAGCCAAAAUCAACAGGUGAUGACAGCACAGAUUUGAAUGUAAAUACUAACGGCAGCACCAUUGUCUGAGCCAUAUAACCAAACACAUCACAGACAGACUCAUUUCAUGUCCCCUUCUUUUUAGCAAUUCUAAUUGUGCAGCCAGAGCAUUUGUAUAGACAGAUCAGUCACAGUAAUUUAAUUACUGCAAAAUUUGUUGACA